Aureobasidium vineae is the source of this 2784-nucleotide messenger RNA. NCBI's taxonomy places the organism in Eukaryota, Fungi, Ascomycota, Dothideomycetes, Dothideales, Saccotheciaceae. The record is from the annotation of a GenBank genome assembly.
AUGGCCACAGAAGAACAUUUCGAGGCUCCGCAGCCUCUGACCGAGCUUCCNUUUGCGCCUCUCACAAAAUCGCACAUCAUCCAUUGCUCAUACCACAACUGGUAUCCCAAAUAUCGUCCUAUAUCUCCCAAGGCUCGCCUUAUCCCUCUUACCCGUCCCUUUCUCGACUAUCUGCGCGCAGACGGCAUUGUAAUCCCUCCAGACGAGGACGAUCCUCGCCGCGACUGGUCAGACAGCGAUUCUGGCAUCUUCUCGGCUUCUGAUACCGCCGGAGAAGAGGACGACGAUGAAGAGGAGGAUCCUUCUGCCGAGUGGCGCAACAUCCACCGAGCCAUCAAGAACACCAUCGCAGAGCUUGGUGGUAAGGUCGUGCCUAAGCUGAACUGGUCCGCUCCCAAAGACGCUACCUGGAUCGCUGCGACCAACAGUAUGGAGUGCAGACUGCCCAGCGAUAUCUACUUGCUCCUCAAGAGCUCCGAUUUUGUUACCCACGAUCUCGAGCAUGCCUACGACGACUGCACCGGAGACGAGUCGCCUUCCGAUGACAUCCCCCAAACUACGAACGACAUUCCAUAUCACCUAGUCUUGCGCAAAUUCUUCCAGAUGAAUCCCUCGGUCGAGUUCAGGUGCUUUGUCAGGAAUCGUAAACUCAUUGCUCUCUGCCAACGGGAUCUGAAUCAUUUCGACUUCCUCUUCCGCAUGCAAGACAAGUUACGCCAUGUCAUACACAAUUUCUUUGACGAUAGACUUAAGCACACUUUUCCGGACGCCGACUUUGUCUUUGACGUCUACGUUCCUCCGCCGCAUGAUCGUGUCUGGUUAAUCGACGUCAAUCCUUGGGCAGUCAGGACAGACCCCUUAUUAUUCAGCUGGCUGGAGCUUUUGACACUACCCGAACCACCGGAGGAGAAAGUCAUUCGCAUUCCUAUCAGACCUGUCGGUGCUGUUACAGAAGGACAGGAGCAAUCCGACUCACAAGCGACCGACGCAAAAGAAGGUGAAGUCACGGAGGGAAGAACAGACAUGGAGGACGAUGAUGACGAGGAAGCCGACGAAGAAAUCUGGGUCCCAGAGUUCCGUUUGAUCAGAAAGGACGAUCCUGAAGCCUACAGCUUCAACACGCCACAGUACAGCGCACACAAGCUACCACGAGAUGUCGUUGAUGCAAGUCAGGGCGGACCUGGUGCCUUGAGAGAGUUUGCAGACAACUGGAAAGAGAUGUUAGCGAAACAGCAACAGGAGGACGCAGAUCUCGUCGGUGUUACUUAUAAAACUUGGAUCACACCUACCAAGAAGCAUCCUGAAUUGAAGACAAUCAGAACAGGCUUCGGAGGCUGGGGCGACCGUGUUGGCGCCCUGGCUUAUGCCUUGACGCCACUCACAAUUGCUCUUUGCUCUCGUGAGAGCAUCUUGUCUCUCAUCACCGGUGUUCCAUACCAACAUUUCAAUUUCCUGCAUCGAUGGACUGGUCGAGUCAUUUUCAUCCAGUCUUUUCUGCACACAUUGGUCUGGACACUUGUCGAAGGGAGAUUCUACCAGCCGCAACCGGAGACUUAUACCGCAUUCAUCAAGCAAAAGUACAUUGUCUGGGGUAUUGUUGCUCAGAUCAUGAUUACCUUCUUGUACGUUUUCAGCACCAGCUGGGCCAUUCAAUGGACCGGAUACGAGUUCUUUAAGAAGACCCAUGCUUUGAUUGGCAUACUAUAUCUCGGAGCAUGUUGGGGGCAUUGGGACAAACUGGCGUGUUGGAUGAUUGCUUCUCUCGUCAUCGUGCUUGCCGACUUUGGAGUCAGAUUCCUUCGAACUGCACUGCUUCACGUCGGAUACCGCAAGGGUAAGCCUGGUCUUGGUUUCCAUAGCGCCAUUGCUACUGUUCAGCACUAUGGUGACGACGAGGAUUCGGUUGUGCGUAUUGACUUCGACUUCAAGCACUCCGCCUGGAAGCCCGGUCAACACUUUUACCUCUGCUUCCCUGCACUUAACAUCUGGCAGAGCCAUCCUUUCACGCCGUCAUCUCUUCCCGAUGGUCGCAGCGAUAUUCAGCACCAUACCUACCUAAUCCGCGAACGCUCCGGUAUCACUGCCAAGCUUGCUCAAAUUGCCAAAGCCACUGGCGGAGAUUCUUGUGCUACUUCCGUCAUACUCACCGGACCCUAUGGAGGCACAUCUACUGAGGAAGCCGCCUCCUCCAAUCUUUUGACUGUGGCAGGCGGCACAGGCGUCACUUCUGUGCUCCCAACUCUUCAGGAUACUUUUACCGUCGCUCAAAGAGGCACUCGUGCUGUCGAUUUUGUUUGGAUUAUCCGCAAAAUCCAAGACCUUUCCUGGAUUGCACCAGAAUUGAUGGAGCUCAAGUCAUGGAUGUCUUCUGGCAAAGCGAAUGGCCUACGUCUACGCGUCUUCGUUACUCGCGAGACAGCACCGCCAGAAUCAUCGACUUCUUCCACUUCUUCCAUAUCCGAGAAGGGCAAAGGAUGCUGUAGCAAGCGUGCUAAGAGUGAAAAGAAUGGUGUAAUUGUCUCCUCCUCCAAUGACCUGGUAACACCUCAGGACAACUUCGAGAUUACAUACCUUGGCGGCGCUCAUCCCUCGAUCAAGGAUGUUGUCUGCGACUUCGCUGAAAGAGCGGCGAUCUGUGGCGGUAGAAGUCAAGUCAUUGGUGCUGGACCUAUGGAGAUUGGUACUGCUUUGCGCUCUGCCGUUGCAAAGGAAAACCACGCCGGCAGGGUAUGGCAAGGUGACGACAGCGGUAUCAUGGCUCUUGAGUGGGACUGUCGGUCAUGA